AGCUGUGGCUGAGGAGCCAGUGAGCAUGGCUGUGGGGGGAUGCACCACCAUCUACAAAGGCUUUGCCGGGUGCCUGAUCAGCCUCGGGGACAGCAUGGCCCAGAACGUUCAGAGGCAGCAGGAGGACAGCGGGCAGGAGGUGCAGGAGCUGGACACGAUCUGCAGGUCCUGGGAUGACUUUCACACCUGUGCCACUGGGGUCCUGUCCAGCUGCCCUGAGGAGGCCGCAGCCAUCUGGGAGUCACUGCGCCAGGAGUCCAGGAAGAUCCAGUUCCAGGGAAACCUGCAUGACCUGUGCAGCUCACGGACCAAGAUGUCCAGCAGUGCCAGGGGCUCGGAUACAGAUGAGACUAACAAGGAGACUCUGCGGGGCUCAGCCCAGCUCCCCCAGCCUGGGCUCCUGGCCAGCCUACCUCUCCUGGCACUGACGUCACUGCUAGCACCCUUUGUCUAGCCAUGGAGCAGCAUGGAAGCCCCUUGGUCCAGACACUUCCCUGCUAGAACCCACCACAGCACAGACUCCUGGUUUAGUGGGGGCUGCUUCCCAGGCCAAGAGCAAUCUCUGCAAAAUAGAUCCAACUUAAAGUCUGAACAUCCAGCACAGUGAGGAGGGGGGGCACCACUCUCUGCCGUCCAUGGGGCAGUCCCCAGCCCAUUCCAGGCUGUGUUAGUGGCUUUGGGGCAAGGUUCCUUUGGUGGCAGGGACACUGGGUCCCCUGAGGCAAAUAAGGAUGGGGCCUGAGGCUCUGUAUUCCCAGUAAUUUUCUUGUUUUUUGGGGUGAUGUGGAGUCUGAGUGCUGAGCCUCCCUCAGCCUUGUGUUCAUGGAGCUCCCACAGAGAACUGGCCUGAUC
Molecule: messenger RNA, 852 nt
Organism: Gavialis gangeticus (Gharial)
Lineage: Eukaryota; Metazoa; Chordata; Crocodylia; Gavialidae
Gene: NRN1L
Product: neuritin 1 like
Exons: 2
Coding region: 26-454 (142 amino acids)
Biological process (GO): nervous system development; neuron projection extension
Cellular component (GO): plasma membrane
Source: RefSeq, a predicted model, not a curated record